Molecule: messenger RNA, 2504 nt
Organism: Acanthoscelides obtectus
Lineage: Eukaryota; Metazoa; Arthropoda; Insecta; Coleoptera; Chrysomelidae
Source: the annotation of a GenBank genome assembly
UUUCAGGUCCAGCGUUUUGGGGGCUCAUCAAUCCAGAAUGGUCGUUAUGCAAUAAGGGUCGAAGGCAGUCACCUGUAAAUUUGGAGCCAAAUAAGCUGCUUUUCGACCCAAACUUAAGACCUUUGCACAUGGACAAACAUCGGGUGAGCGGUUCCAUGAUGAACACAGGCCACAGCGUGAUCUUCACAGUAGACAAUGAUACGCGGCAUCAUAUCAACCUCACCGGUGGUCCGCUGUCCUACAAAUACCAGUUCCAAGAGAUACAUGUACAUUAUGGGCUCCACGACCAGUUUGGAUCGGAGCACUCGAUUAACGGAUACGCUUUUCCUGCCGAGAUCCAGAUUUUCGGCUUCAAUUCCCAACUCUAUUCGAACUUUUCUGAGGCGUUGCACAAAGCUCAGGGGAUCGUGGUUAUUUCACUUCUUUUACAGCUAGGAGACUUGUCAAACGCAGAACUUAGGAUAUUAACAGAUCAGUUAGACAAAAUAAGAUAUGGAGGGGAAGAAGUAGAAGUAAAACGUCUUUCAGUUCGAGGUCUUCUACCUGACACUGACUACUACAUGACGUACGAUGGUUCCACGACGAUGCCUGCCUGCCACGAGACAGUUACGUGGCUGAUCUUCAACAAACCCAUCUACAUCACCAAGCAACAGAUGCACGGACUCCGUCGACUGAUGCAAGGUGACUCAAAACAUCCGAAAGCUCCUCUAGGAAAUAACUUCAGGCCACCACAGCCUUUGCAUCAUAGGCCCGUAAGGACGAAUAUUGACUUCAAUGUCAAGCACCGUAGUGAUACUGGUAAGCAGUGCCCCAGUAUGUACAAAGAUGUCUACUACAAAGCAAACAGUUGGAAACAACAUUAAGUGCUAGUGAUACUAAAGAAAGUAUGAACAGUUUACACAACAAUUGAUAGAUACAGUGACUAUCAAAUAUUUUUUUGAGCAGGAAAAUCAGUGAAGUGAUGAAAGAAAAACAUACGCUACUAUCAAGAUUACUUUGAUGUACAAGAUGGUUUGCCUAUAAGAUCAUAAACGGUAUCUCACUUGUACUUUUUAAAUUAUUGAUCUUUACCCAAAAUGGAAUUCUUCCAGAAGUACAACAGCGCAUUUUAAACUUAAACGUCCGGCUGUUGGAUAAACGUAUGCAUAGUGGUUUCUCAAGAAUACACUGUUUUUAUGCUUUACUACUUCAACAAACUCCAGCAAAUUGUAUGGGCGGCAGCAGGGUGGGCUAGGAGUGCCGUUGAUCCCUCUCAGAGUACGGUUGGGCCUUAAAAUUUGCAUACUUGGCAUGAUUUUGUGUACAAUUUUGAGGCUGUUUAGGAACUGCUGCCUCCUGCUCAUCAAGAAGUUUUGGGGCAGGUACACUUUUACAAAAAGUUAUCUCUUGCCGAUGAUCGCCCCUCAUGAGAAAAUUUCGUUCGCCCAUGUACCUUUGUAAUUAAGAAUAUGAUAGCUAAAUAUCGUCAAAACCGAUUAUUCAAUCGGUUGGUUAACUUUCAUGUUUGCUAACCAUAACUUGGAAGUUAACUGUUAGUUUUCAGUAUAUUCGUUUUUCAAGUUCUGGUUAGCUAACAAGUAUCAGACAACGCUGCAUCUACAUCUGAACUAUAAUGUUCGGUGCGUCUAUGUUGGUAUCUUGUGUCAUCCGUAACAAUUCAUGUCACUGCUAAGCAAAAAAGAUAAGGCACUGUGGUUUAACUACAACUUUCUAAUCAGCCCGUACACGAACCAGUGGUUAAAGUUGACUACCAUUUUAGGACAAACCUAACAGUAAAUUAAUGUUAACCUGCAACCGAAAAACUUGGUCUAAGUCAAAAUUAAACUUAUUUCAAUUUGCCUAAAUACUAAAAAUAUAGAAAAUAAUUGUAUCCCAAACAAGUACAUUUUGACCCAAAAACACAUUUCAUACGUAACUGUUCGUCACAUCCCCUCACGUAGGACCUUUAUCCUCAAGUCCGUCUGUCGGUUUGUUCAAUAUGUCAUGUCUGAAAAACCAGGAACCUGUAGAAAGAAUCCAGUCAUGCUGUAAGCAAAUAAUAGAAGAACUACCUUGCUCGACCAAUUUUUGACUUUCCCGAUCCUCUCCAAUGCCAUCUAAAUUAAUUUUGUCCACACUGUAUAUUCUUAUGAUGGAUAAUUAUUGUGGGAAAACUGUCGAGUACUUCAAAGUAAAAAUACGUUACAUCACAAAAAAAUCCUGUAAACGCCGAAGUGAAGUGACCAAACAAUACUAGUGCUAAUUAUUAACAAUACAAAAAUUAAACAUAUCAUAUUUUGCAAAAUGUAUGUUAUAUAUAUAUGACUGAUUUGUUGUUACUGCUUUAGGGCAUAGUGUAAAGGAUAAAAAUGUAGUUAAUAAACGGACGUUAUGUUUAAAUGCCAUAUUCUAUAAGGUAUUUUAGUAAAAAUGCUGAGCGAUGUACAUUUAGCUUUGUAUAGUCACAUAUGGAUGCAAGAUGAUAAUCUUAUAAGUUCCGUGUAUGGUUCUGUUAUAAAGUGAUG